ACCUUGAAUUAGGCAUCACGAGAUGGAAGCAACCGGCAGUUCUCGUAAAGUUGAAGCAAGAAAUUUUUACUAAGAAUAAUGGAAAAGAAAAGAAAAGGACUGACAAGGGAUUUUCGCUUUUAAGUAAACUUUUCAUCUUGGUCCACCAACCGAUGAACGGGGGUCUCUUGACAAAUGGUGUCUGGCAUAUUAAUGUGACAUGUCCGAAGAAGUUCUUUUAA
Molecule: messenger RNA, 221 nt
Organism: Clunio marinus
Lineage: Eukaryota; Metazoa; Arthropoda; Insecta; Diptera; Chironomidae
Source: the annotation of a GenBank genome assembly